AUGAAACCGAAGCGCAGCUGCGAAGCCUGUCGACAGCGUCAUCGGAAAUGCAUCACACGGCCCCAGGCCACCACGUGCAACGGAUGCGACGAGCUGGGACGCGAGUGCACUCUAACUCCUCCCUUGCAAUUUCUCCCGUGGAAGGCCAAAGCCGCCGGCAAAGCCCGAGUCGACGCUGACCCCAGUAGCCCUUCGGCUCUGGCCGGCGGUACUGACCUUGCCCAGACGCCUCGGUCGCAGGGCCUCCCCUCCCCGCUCCAUGGCAAUGAGUCGCUCGGAUCCCCCGUCAGCCAAAGGCGCGAGAGCAUCGUGAUAUCCAACCCACAUCAACCUUCAACAUCCAGCUUGUUGUCGAAGCGUGAGGCGUUCCUCUUCCGAACAUGGGUGCAAAAGAUCUCAUUGAUUUCAGAUGCGACCGACGACGCGAGACAUUUUGCCAUCACGGUCUCGAGGCUGGCACUUGAGCACCCCGUAUUGCUAAAUGGCAUUCUGGGGCUAGCCAGCCGUUUCGACAGCCUCGCCACUGGUGGACCCGAAGCGGGAGAAGACCUGGAGAGUGCGUUCUAUCACGGCCGUUGCAUCGAACUGCUCAUCAAUCUCCUCAACAGGCCGGUGGAGACAUAUGACGAUGUACUGCUGGCGGCCGUCGUGCUGUCGCGGCUCUACGAGGAGAACGACACCCACACAGAUUCGCUCACGUACCAUCUCGCAGGUACAAGCACUCUCCUCGGCCACGAAGUCAUCACUCGCUUGGCUGCCGAGGGGGGGCUUGCAGAAGCCGCCUGUUGGGUCCAUCUUCGCCAAGCUCUAUACGUCGCCAUCGUGCACCGACAACACCCUCAGAUUCCCCUCCGCUUAUAUGAGAACCUCACCGCGUUCCGCAGGGCUGAUGAUACUUCCUUCGGGAAUAGAGCGGUCUAUCUCUUUGCUCGGAUCGUCCUACGAUACUUUCCGGAGCAGUGCACCGAGCAGAUCCUGCCGCAGCAGGAAGACACUUGGACUGUUUUAGAGGAGGAGCUCAGCACGUGGUUCCAGACAAAGCCAGUGUCCUUCGAGCCCAUCUACCACACCCCUCCAAGCGCUAGCACGGGCGAGCCAUUCCCAUGUAUAUGGAUGGCUUCAACAGCGGCAGCCGUGGCCUUGCAAUACUAUUACUCUGGCAUGAUUGUCAUCAAUCUUCACCGAUGUCAUAGCACUCCGACCACGGGGUUUGAAGCCACAAAAUCCCGGAGAACUAGUGAGAAAUGCAUCACCGCGCACUUGUGUGCGUUAAUGGGGCUCGCCUUGUCGAAUGAUCAGGCCAUGAAUGCUUGGUAUCUGCCAUGCCACAUGUUACAUCUAUGUGGCUACCUACUUCAGAACCCAAUAGAGCGGGCGCACACUGUCCAGUACCUGCAGACUGUGAACCGGCAGAUUCAGUGGAAGACCGCACCUGUAAUCGCCGCCCUCACUGAGCAGUGGGCCGAGCUGGACGGACAUGCAGCCGAGAUGGAGUAGGGACAGCUCUGAUGUAUGCCAGACAGCAACAUGUCCCACAAUAACGUGUCAGCCAUGGGGUUUCGAGCCAUAAAGAAGCAGUAGACCACGAGAUCAUGAGGAUUCAGGAUGUGCAGUGUCCGGUCCUCGUCAUCUGAUAAGCCCUUCGCGUGUUAUAUAUUACUUGGGAGGUUGGGAAAUUUUGAUUAUGUUAUACAGCGCCAGGUGUGUAAUCUUAAAUGUCCAAUGUUCGUAUUGACUCUUGUCUCAAGGCCUGUCCGUACUCCUCAGUCUAUGUCAGUUACUUGAGAAGGUGCAGGCUGAGUAUUACUCGAAUUAUUAGACUAUCCAGGACCUAUGAGAGGCUCCACCUGCGGUGAUUAAUUAACAUGGAUUCAGUGAACGUCGAAGACAAGCUUUGAUGAGAAUUCAGUACUAAAAAGCUCUGGUGGCCUACUUGAUUCCGGUGAAAUUGAC
Microdochium trichocladiopsis is the source of this 1953-nucleotide messenger RNA. RefSeq lists its product as uncharacterized. Gene Ontology annotation, cellular component: nucleus. Gene Ontology annotation, molecular function: zinc ion binding; DNA-binding transcription factor activity, RNA polymerase II-specific; transcription cis-regulatory region binding. NCBI's taxonomy places the organism in Eukaryota, Fungi, Ascomycota, Sordariomycetes, Xylariales, Microdochiaceae. Gene Ontology annotation, biological process: positive regulation of transcription by RNA polymerase II. The coding region runs from base 1 to 1497 and encodes 498 amino acids. The record is from RefSeq and is a predicted model, not a curated record. The transcript has 5 exons.